Folsomia candida is the source of this 2267-nucleotide messenger RNA. Its product is annotated as DBH-like monooxygenase protein 2 homolog. The transcript has 10 exons. The coding region runs from base 114 to 2210 and encodes 698 amino acids. Gene Ontology annotation, cellular component: secretory granule membrane. Gene Ontology annotation, biological process: octopamine biosynthetic process; norepinephrine biosynthetic process; dopamine catabolic process. The record is from RefSeq and is a predicted model, not a curated record. NCBI's taxonomy places the organism in Eukaryota, Metazoa, Arthropoda, Collembola, Entomobryomorpha, Isotomidae. Gene Ontology annotation, molecular function: copper ion binding; dopamine beta-monooxygenase activity.
UAUAAAGUGCCAAGUACGAGGGGUGGAAGAAGCAGUCGUGCUAAAAACGUUGGUGGGUGCACAAGUCAAAAUAAUUAUAGAGUAAUAAAAAAUAGUUGAUAAUUGAUAUCAAAAUGGGAAAAUUAAAAACUUUCUCUGGAACAUUAUUGCUAAUUUUUGCAAUACUUGCGGACAUUGCUAAUUCUGCACAAAUUUCACCUACAAGUUUGAUCACGUUCCAAAAUCGGGAACAAUUAGAUAACGAGGGGAAAGUCUGGUUAGGGUGGGAAUUUGAUAAUGAAACGGAUUUAAUUCUUUUCGAGAUGGAGGUGGAAACCACGGGGUAUGUUGGGUUAGGGAUUAGCCCGUCGUCUAGCAUGGCGGGCGCGGAUAUCUUCAUAGCUGGAGUUUUCGAUAAUGGGACGAGUUACGGGAUGGACUGUAUCGGAAUUGGUUUUACCAGACCAAAACCAGACUUACAUGCCGACUGGGUUUUGGACGGUGCUAUUGAAGCCGUGGGGAAAACGUUUCUUAAAUUUUCUCGUCUUAUCAAUACCUGUAACGAUGAAGAUUAUCCGAUCGGGGUUGACACUACCCGACUUAUCUGGGCUUAUGGGGACACGGACGAUAUCGCUUAUCAUACAAUGGCACGACGCGGAGCGAAAGCGGUUAAUCUUAUCGGAACACCGAUUCCAGACUUGGAUCUGGAAGGCUUAUCUAAAUGGGAGAUGACAGUUGACGUCGAAAUGCCGUCGUUGGAUACGACGUAUUGGUGCAGUUAUCAUAAAGGGCCGGUUUUAGUGACGAAACACCACGUGGUUGGGUUCGAUGCACUUCUUGACAAUAUCGCCGCGCUUGCGCAUACGCAUCACUUCAUUUUGAAAAAUUGUUACCUGCCCCGUAACCAUAAUGAGACGCUUGACGAAGUCUUUGGACCCUACACCGUCGACGCUGGGUACGAUGGAGGUCAUUGUUACGAUCCAGAAUCAACCAUCCCGCCUCUAGAGCAAUAUUGUUCGCAAGAUCUUUUCGUAUGGGCGAAGGGUGGAAAGAUAAUGACCUUCCCUGCCAAUGUCGGAUAUCCCCUCGGUGAAGGUGAAAAUGCCGGAAAACAGCUGUACUACAUGCUCGAAAUCCAUUACGAUAACCCCGACGAGGUGGCAGGGUUAAAGUUCAAGACGGGAGUGCAAUUUUACUACACGGACGAGAUAAGACAACAAGACGCCGGUCUUCUAGCGGUCGGACAUAUGACUAAUCCCAUCUUAACGAUUCCACCAAACGUGGAUGAUUUCGUACUUAUGGGGCAAUGUGAUCCUUCCUGUACAGAAUGGGGUAUUAAACCAGAAGAAGGCGUCACAAUUUUCAAUGCACUCCUCCAUGCCCAUAUUUCAGGUCGAAAACUGAAAUUGCGGCACUUCCGUGGUGCCGUCGAACUUCCUUGGAUCGAUUACGAUGAUCACUAUGAUUUCGACUACCAGCAAAAUAAACCGAUUCCUGGAACCCAACUCCUUCCAAGAGAUCGCCUGAUUUAUGAAUGCACGUAUUCAUCAAAAUGGACCGACAACACCGCCGUCGUGGGUGGAAUGUCGUCCCGUGAAGAAAUGUGCAUCACGUUUUUGUGGUACUAUCCCAGACAAGAUAUGACGCAAUGCUUCUCACAAACCCCAUUUGCCGUCCAUACCGCUGAUUUCGGAAUUACACGAGUUCACGAUGAAGAUGCCAAAGGUGGGCCACAAAUGUUUAUCGAUGAACCUGCCUAUAUGGCUGGACAGUAUCGGUAUACGAUCUCCCUGUUUAACAAUUGGACCGAGUCAUUUGUCGAGCAGUAUCAGUAUAAUCACAGAUACUUACCUCAUGAAGGGUCUUGCGUACAAGAGGAUGGACAGUAUCUUAUCGUCGAUGAGACAUCUUAUCCUGAAGGAAUGAUUAAAUAUGUUCCGAAGGAUGUUUGCGAACCGGGAUCAGAACCGACCACGGUUACCCAACCAGAAACUACUCAGUCUCCAACUACUCAGUCUCCAACUACUCAGUCUCCAACCUCUCUAACUCCUCCACAAACCGCACCCACACAACCACAAACAACUAUGACUCAGCAACAGACAACCCCCACCCAAGCGUCAACAACUGUAACUUUACCUACAUCAACAGAACCGCAAGGUGGGGUUGCAAGUGGUAUCGCAACUGCCAAAAUAGGAAGUAUGGUUGCUAUACUUACGUACAUUGUUUUGUAACUUUAUUGGUAUAUUAUUUAGAUUAAAGUAAAUAAAUGCAGAUUUAAAUUCUAAAAA